Pogona vitticeps (central bearded dragon) is the source of this 4326-nucleotide messenger RNA. RefSeq names its product zDHHC palmitoyltransferase 8 (gene ZDHHC8). The record is from RefSeq and is a predicted model, not a curated record. NCBI's taxonomy places the organism in Eukaryota, Metazoa, Chordata, Lepidosauria, Squamata, Agamidae. Gene Ontology annotation, cellular component: Golgi apparatus. Gene Ontology annotation, molecular function: palmitoyltransferase activity. Gene Ontology annotation, biological process: protein palmitoylation.
GCUUUCUGGAUUAUAGGACCCCCGGGAUGUGGAAGAUACAGGAUGCCCAACAGCCUUGGAAAGCGCUUUAAACCUACCAAAUACAUCCCGGUCUCCACCGCCGCCGCCUUGCUGGUGGGCUCCACCACUUUGUUCUUCGUCUUCACGUGUCCCUGGUUAACGAGAGCCGUGUCCCCCGCCAUUCCUCUAUACAAUGGGCUUGUGUACCUGUUCGUCCUGGCAAACUUCAGCAUGGCAACAUUUAUGGACCCUGGAGUCUUUCCACGAGCCGACGAAGAUGAGGAUAAGGAUGAUGAUUUCCGAGCUCCGCUGUACAAGAACGUGGAGAUUAAAGGAAUCCAAGUACGGAUGAAGUGGUGCGCCACCUGCCAUUUCUAUCGUCCUCCCCGCUGCUCCCAUUGCAGCGUGUGUGACAACUGUGUUGAGGAUUUUGACCACCACUGCCCGUGGGUGAAUAACUGCAUUGGACGGAGGAACUACCGCUAUUUUUUCCUCUUCUUGUUGUCCUUAAGUGCCCACAUGGUCGGCGUCUUCGCCUUUGGCCUCAUCUUCGUCUUGCACCAUGCCGAAAAGCUGGGGGCGGUGCACACCGCCAUCACGCUGGCUGUCAUGUGUGUGGCUGGGUUGUUCUUCAUCCCAGUCAUUGGUCUCACAGGUUUCCAUAUUGUUCUGGUGGCCCGAGGACGCACAACCAAUGAACAGGUGACGGGCAAAUUCCGUGGGGGAGUAAAUCCUUUCACUCGAGGAUGCUGUGGUAAUGUGGAACAUGUCCUUUGCAGUCCUCUGGCACCCAGGUACAUUGUUGAGCCAAAGAAGAAACAGCCAAUAAGCAUAAAACCACCUUUUCUGAGACCAGAUUUAACGGAACGACAGAUCACGGUGAAGAUAAGUGACAAUGGCAUCCAAGCCAAUCUCAACCGGAGUAAGUCUAAAGUGAGCCUGGAAGGGCUGGAAGAUAAAACCAUGGAUAUUCAACCUCCUUUACCCCCCAAGGGAGAUUCCAGCAAAUACAGUGAGCAGGAGAGCAGUGAAGAGAGUAGCCUUUCACCCAAGCUGAUCAGCCCUCCCACACCUGCGAUGUACAAAUACCGUCCGGCAUUCAGCAACAAUCCGAAAGUGCACUACCAUGGAACAUCUGAACAGAUCUCCCUGCAGGAAAGCCACAAACCAAGUUCGGUGAUGGAGGAAAACGACAGCAGCUUAGAUUACCAGUCGGAGCCCAGCCUCGACAUUCCCAGCUACCGGAAGAGUUCCCUUCACAAGACGUACCAGUCGUCCCCUUUGCAGAUCGACUCCUUUGCCGUCAACUCGAGGUCCCUGAGCCUGAAAUCGGCCGGCCGGAGAGGAACGGACAAAAUGGCCCUCCACCCCAUGAAGUCGGAAGGGGCCGCCUCCACCCCUUACAAAAGCAUCUUCUCCCCUAACUCCCUCUCGAACAGGAACGGGAGCUUGUCCUACGACAGCCUGCUCAACCCCAUGUCCCCUUCCGGGAGGAGGUGCGUUGCCCACUCCGCCCUGGGCUCCGUGGGCUACCACUCCCCCUACCUCUCGGCCAAAAUGGGCCAUCUGCGGGGCCGAGAGCUUCAGCGGCCCCCUCUGCAGAGCUUCAGCCCGGUGCUGGGCGGGCCAGCCCCGCACCCCCGGGACCCCUCCCCGGUGCGCUACGACAACCUGUCCAAAACCAUCAUGGCCUCGAUCCAGGAGAGGAAAGAAAUGGAGGAGCGGGAGAAGCUCCUUCUCUCGCACCCGGACUCCGUCUUCGCAGACUCGGGCGUCUACGACACCCCUAGUUCUUACAGCCUCCAGCAAGUGAGUCUCAUGUCGGAAAACCCCCGCAGCCUCGCCCUGCGGUACGGCUCGAGGGAUAACCUCAUGACCACCGUGGGCUUUAGCGUGAGGAACCCGGUGCGCCAGGCGUCCGUCUCUUCGCUCUCCAGCGCAUUGACCAGGGCCUCGAGGACUUCCACCCCUUCCCUCCAGGCAGACUUGGCCAAUAACAAUGUCCAGGCGCAUCAGGCCUUGCAGGGGAGAAUGAGCAAUGGCUCUUACAAAUCACCCAGCCACCAAGUCCCAUCGUCCCCCAGCGGGAUACCCAGGUCGCCCUCGUACGGAGGUCCCAAAGCUGUCUCGUUCGUCAACACGGUGGAGUUAACAGAGGCACCCCCUGUGGGCGCGCCAAGGGACGACCUUGAACUGAAGACGCCUCACAGUAAAAUCAACGGACAGCCGAAAGGAAUUGCCCGGGUGGAGUGUCGGUUAGGUUCGACCUCCAGCUCCCAGGGGACCCCGGGCAGUCCCGCUAGACACUCAAACGUUAAGAAAGUCUCCGGAGUGGGUGGAACAACAUACGAAAUUUCGGUAUAAUAAAAAAAACAAACCAACCCCAAGAAAUUCGUAAAAUAUAAAGAGCCAUCCAUAACCCCAGCCACGAAGCAAAGGUGCACUGUGAAGGUUCAGCUAAAUUAAGGCUAAGAGGGAGAAAGGCAGAAACAGCAGCUAUUUCUAUUUUCUUUCGUGGGCUUUGGGGGUCAAAGUUUGUUCCCUUCAUAUUUUAAUGUCCAGCAGACUUUCCACUCCUCUUGGUUUCCUCCCUCGUCUAAACCAUCUGCAGCCUUAUUCUUGAAGGGAUAAAACUUUGUACAGCUCUACGGAUCAUCUCUAGAAGAGACAGUCGGGAUUGGGUUGAUUUUACUUUGGACUGACCGAUGGCAUCAAACAACUUAGGCAUACCUUCUGCGAAAACUCAACGGAAAAGCCAUUGUGCGUUUUGUCUCCCUCCACCUGGUCUUUUCAUGUAGGUGUUGUUACCUCGUGGUCUAAAAACCAAUCCGUGUGGGCUGACGUGUUUUCUCUUAAACCCUCCAGGUCUGAAGUUAAAGAAGAUGAAAGAGCAACAGGGGCCGGUUUCUCAGUUUUUGUGAGAUCCCUUUGAGGGUUAGAUGUCUAUUGACGCCCCUAACCUUUUGUAGGGUGGGGUGGUUCCAUGUUUACUAUAUCGUUCCAUUCCUUUGGAGCAAGGAAACCGAUUUGUAGGCAGCGCUUAUUAUAAACAGGAGCCCACCGAUGUUAAAUUGUCCCAACUUUUAUGGCACGGUGAAAUGUGAUUCGUCCGUCAGUUUCUGAAACCCCUUAAACUUCAAAAUUAUGGCUGGGGAUUGCUGAAGAUGAGUUGACACAAGGAAGCAUGUUAAAACAAAAGUGUUUGCCAUUUUAAUGAUUAAAGGAACAAACCUGGGGGGAAAAAAACAACAUGUUAGAGUAACAAAUUAUUUUUUUAAUGAAUUAUUCCCAAGCUCUGUUUCCAUGCACAUUCUUUUGUGCGUGCAAAUCUGUUUCUUCUGCUAGAAAUAACGGGGAAGGCCGUCCGCAUGGGGAAACUAUGUGCCUGCGAGGUACAUUCGUAUAUCAGUUUCUGUUUCGGUAGAGACGCAUAGAACAUGCUGAACAAGGAUGAUCCUCUUCAGCUGAAAAAAUCCACUGGAGACCAGCAGGCCUAUUAUUAUGUUGCUUAAUUUUUUUAGAGAUUGGUUGUAUGGGGAAAAAGCAGGAAAAGAGUGGAUUUUUGGUUUCUACCGUUGCCAUUAGCCGCCAUGUGAAAAGUUAUGCGCACACCGUGGAGUUUGUCUCUCAUGUCGUAGAACUGUAAACCAAGUAAGAAACUUCAAUGCUUCCUUGGAUGAUUUUAGGUGGGUUGUUAUUUUUUAAAAAAAGAACCCAUGCUACUUAAGAAAAAAAAAGUUUGAAAAGUUCAAAUAUUCAUAUGGUAACCUCUUGUUAAUAACCGCCAUCUCUUUUCCUCCUCUUGAAGAUGGCUGGGAACUACGGUGUAUUGUCUUGCACUGGUGCAACGUGUAUAAUCUCGACGCAAGGUAUUCUAUGAUCUGUUGAAAAUUGCAGUGUGUGUGUGUGUGAUUGUGUAUGAUUGUCAGCCAAGCACAUGCCUGUAGAAGCUGCAUUUUUUUUGCUGCCUGUCUGAUGACGAAUGACUUUUCCGCAAGCCCUAAAUAUUUUAAGACACCUUUAUGAGGUUUAGUGGGUCUCGUUCACUCCGAGAAUCUGGAGGGAGGAAAACCUCAUGAGCCAUGGAUAAAUCUCCAAUUAGCGAGUUGUGUGUGUGUGUGUGUUUCUCCUCCUUAGGUGUAAACAAUCACAUACACUUGGAAACGGGCUGGGUGUGAGGAGUAGAAGAAUGGAAAGUGUAAAAAAAGAUGACUUUUAGGCACUUGAUAAUUGACAUGAUUGCCUUAAAAUUUCAUUUUAUGGAUUUGCUUAAUUUAUUUUUUUUUCCAUGACGAGCCAUUCCUAAUUGGAAUCUUGGGAUUCUUA